Molecule: messenger RNA, 1906 nt
Organism: Salvelinus namaycush (lake trout)
Lineage: Eukaryota; Metazoa; Chordata; Actinopteri; Salmoniformes; Salmonidae
Product: zinc finger protein 23-like
Exons: 3
Coding region: 156-1412 (418 amino acids)
Cellular component (GO): nucleus
Source: RefSeq, a predicted model, not a curated record
UCGUAGACGACGACUAUGCAGUGUUUCGUUUGGAAAUAACUCAAAGCCAGAAAGAAAACAGGACAUUGCGGAGGAAACUACAGCUAUUGGAACUGAAGGUAGCACGGGAGCGCAUCCUUCCCAGUAGUGUCAAGAUCCUCGACCGAUACAGAGGAAUGGCAAGAGGUGAAGGACAUCUCACUGGAGGCUACAGGAGUUUUGUAAAGCCAGCAGGACACAAAACAUGGAGAGAUGACCAACCAAUCACUGUUGAUGAGGGGAGUGGAACCUCAACCCAGCACAUUAUAGUGAUCGAGUCUGCAGAGGCUGCAGGUCCUGGGGUCAAGCUGGAGAGGUCUGAAGGAGAUGGGGACCCACGGCAAAGCAGAGACAUCCAGCCUGGAGCAGCUGGAGCGCCCCCUGUAGCCACAGAGGACCCCACCACCGCCCCAGCGUCCCCCAGGACCCGAUGCAGCAUCAUGGAGGUCAGUGGAACGCCGAACGCCGCCCUCAAGUCAGAGACAAACACAGAAACAGAGACUUUAACAGGGCUGGGACGACUGGACUGUCCUGCUCCUCGCUCAGAGUAUUUACUUCACGGGAACCUGAGCCCGAGAACAGUUCUGUCCCAUCGGGACUCAGGUGAUGCGGUACAGACUUGCAAUGAUCUGUCCUGUUCAUAUGCUACAGAGACAGAGAUGAUACCUGCUGACAUGCCUGUGGUAUUAGAUACACAGACUAAUCCAAUGCGAGGGGACUGGAACCGGUACAGUAGUAGUGUAUACUCUGAAGGGUCCCUAGAUAAGAAAGGAGAGGGUCUGGUCGUAGAUGAGGUGACUGUGAAAGUAGAGGGCGACGCUCCUCUGACAUGGAAUGCAGACGAGACUCAGUUACGAGGAGGACACUCGCAGGGUAACGCUAAUGACUUCUUAGACUACAGGGAAAGCUUAGAGACCAAUCUAAAUGUUGUGAGCCAUUCCCCUUUACACUCACUCAGGGAUCGUGACCCAGUGUCCAUAUCGAUGGGGCCUUCUGAUUCACACGGCUGCGUCCUUUUUGAUCAGGUGCUGAAUUCAAACGACAGGACUAGGGCUCAAGCUCAGGGAGGGGGAGCCACAUCAGGUAAUAGUAAAGUGAAACGGUUCCUCUGCAUGUUCUGUAACAAAGGCUUCAGCUGCCUACAGAAGGUGGAGAUCCACCAGAGGGUCCACACAGGGGUGAAACCCUACAGCUGUACCCAUUGCGAUAUGCGCUUCGCUGAGGCUGGCAGCCUGAAGAGGCACCAGAGGGUCCACACAGGGGAGAAACCCUUCAGCUGUACCCAGUGUCAUAUGCGCUUUUCCCACUCGUCCAGCCUGAAGAGGCACCAUAGGGUCCACAACCCUACAUCUGCCCCCAGUGUGAGAAGAGGUUCUCCCACCAGAACCAGGUGAAACUGCAUCUGAAGGUCCACACGGGAGAAAGGCCAUUCACCUGUACCCACUGCAGGAAGAGCUUUUCAGAGAGGCGCUACCUCAGGAUACACCAGCAGAGUAACCAUUCCACUCGAUAGCUUCUGACGUUUAGCUCAAACCCUGCAUUAAAGACAAAGAUUCAUUUUUAUUGUUGUCACCAGAAAAGACCCACUGAUGCAUUUGGAAUCAAGAGAUGAACAGAUUUCAGUGUUGAAUAUUCCUGUGUAGAAUAUUUCAUCAAGACACUGUGAUAUAUAUAAGCCUAAAAAGUCUGUCACAUAUUGUGUUUGUACUGUGUAGGCUAUAUGAUGUUCACAAAUGCCUAUUUCAUUACUUCCAUUCAACUACUUUCCCAAGACACUUUUAAUGGAAAAAUGAUUGCGGUUUAUCAAAUUAAUGGAGAUUUUUAGUUUAGACGUCUGUGUGGUUUUCAUAUGGUGUAUUUAACACUUGUUUAUUUAAUAAACACAAAA